This is a messenger RNA of Penicillium angulare, 1776 nucleotides long. RefSeq lists its product as uncharacterized. Gene Ontology annotation, molecular function: ATP binding; ABC-type transporter activity; ATP hydrolysis activity. The record is from RefSeq and is a predicted model, not a curated record. NCBI's taxonomy places the organism in Eukaryota, Fungi, Ascomycota, Eurotiomycetes, Eurotiales, Aspergillaceae. The coding region runs from base 1 to 1776 and encodes 591 amino acids. The transcript has 7 exons. Gene Ontology annotation, cellular component: membrane.
AUGCGAUCGGAAGAUCAGGAUAGCCCAGAUACUGGAGAUUGGCUCGAGGUAUUAUUUGCGCUGGACUCUAACAAUGUCGGAAUGGACCUGGAAUUCGAGAAUAUUUCUUUGCGCAAGCCAAAAACAAGGGACUUCAUUUUAUCUGGUGUCACUGGCAAAGCGCACUCCAAGAGCCUGACGGGUAUUAUGGGGCAAUCUGGAUCUGGGAAGACUACUCUUACCAACAUACUUGUUGGUAAAGUUCGGGCUGAUUCGGGAUCUUUGAUGCUCAACAAAGUUCCACGAGAUUUGGCAAAAGGAUAUCACUUCCCUGCGCUGAUAGGAUUUGUCCCGCAAGAUGACAUUGUUCAUCCACAUCUGACUGUAUUUGAGAAUAUCCUACACUCAGCACGGGUCCGACUUGGAGGUAAUUUAGACGAUCAAGCGAUUCAAGAACGUGUGAACCUCGUCAUUGAUGGUCUGGGCUUAACAAAAGUUAAAUCAAGUGUUGUUGGAUCACCACAAAAACCUAUUAUUUCUGGCGGAGAAAGGAAAAGAGUUAGUAUCGGCUUGGAACUUGUCGCGGCACCUCAAGUUCUAAUCCUCGACGAACCGACAUCUGGACUUGACGCCCAAGCUGCCCUAUCCAUAAUGGCUCUGCUAAAGCGUUUCUCCAAAGAAGGCCUCACAGUCAUUUGUGUUGUUCACCAACCUCGUGUCGAAAUAUUCGAAGCGUUAGACAGUCUCCUCGUUUUGGAACAGGGACAAUGCAUAUACAGCGGCAAAGCAAUGAAUGCGAAGCAAUAUUUCGAAGACCAAGGAUUUCAUUUCAACCCCACACUUAACCCUGCCGACCUCAUAAUUGAUAUCGCUUCUGGUAAAUUUGAGGCUGGUCGGACCAAGCUAGAAGAAUGGAAGCAGCCAAAAUCGCCGAACGAAACAAUGGCACAUUCGUCGUCGGGAGAGAGCGAUCGAGAGCAUACAGAUUUAUCGUUUCGCAGGAUUGAAGCAGACUAUAACAAGAGGUUUGCACCCUGGUACAGACAGAUAUGGCUCUGUAUUCUGCGUGACUUGCUCCAGCAAACCAGACAGCUUGCUGUUUUUGUAGUCGAGAUCACCGGUGCAGCUUUAACUGGAACUCUCAUUGGACUGGUUGCUCACGAGUUCCAUGGCCAGGUAUUUCAAGGAAUUUAUUUAUCCCCGUUCAGUACACUUUCAAGCGCUGUGAAUUAUGGCACCGUGACUGAAAUUGGAGUUUUGACUUGUCUUGCGAUUUCAUUCUCGGCAGCUUAUCCAAGCGUGGCGACAUUUGCAGAAGAAGAACUCGUCUUUAAACGCGAAUCUCACUCCGGGCACUCGGAAAGUGCAUACUUCAUCGGAAAAGCAAUUGCCGUGCUUCCUCGCCUUUUCCUCGCCGCGAUACAUUUUACUACUGUAUACCUGGUUCUAGCUACCCCAUUCGCGUCAUUUAACAUGCUUCUUACAUUGAACUUCCUUUACUUCUAUUGCAUAUACGGCCUUGGAUCCGUCGCGAUCGCGAUCUCUAGUCCUGCAAAUAGCCCACUCGUUUGCCUUCUUAUGGCCAUUGUCAUCGCCGUCCUUGGUGGCUCGCAGCCUCGGUUGGCGACGGUAAAAAACUGGCAUUUGGAAUGGCUUUGGGACAUGAGUCCAGGUCUUUGGUUCACAGAGGCUGUUGUGAAUGAGCAUGUGAAACGUCUUGAGUAUUUAUACGACAUGAAGGUUGCUGGAUACCAAACUGGCUACACAUUUGGCCGAACAGGGUUUGACAGCGGGUAA